Messenger RNA from Betta splendens (Siamese fighting fish), 1262 nucleotides. Its product is annotated as THO complex subunit 4-A-like. The record is from RefSeq and is a predicted model, not a curated record. NCBI's taxonomy places the organism in Eukaryota, Metazoa, Chordata, Actinopteri, Anabantiformes, Osphronemidae. Gene Ontology annotation, cellular component: nucleus. Bases 119 to 889 code for a protein of 256 amino acids. The transcript has 6 exons. Gene Ontology annotation, molecular function: mRNA binding. Gene Ontology annotation, biological process: mRNA export from nucleus.
CGCAAACUGUUUAUGCAACUUCCGCCAGUUUAGUUACCGCGCCAUCGGAGACGCCAGCUUACAAACCACAGAUCCUCGGCGUCGCUCCUUUGUUAUAGCUACGGUACCGAGCACCGCGAUGGCGGAUAAAAUGAAUAUGUCUCUGGACGACAUUAUAAAGCUGAACAAGAAAGGAGGCGGCGGCCGCGGAGGAGGGUCGUUCGGGCCCGGUGGAAGUUCACGUCAGGCCGCUGGCUCGUCGAGGCCGGUGCGGAGUCGACAGAAUAACUUCAACCGCGAGAGGAACGACAGAUCCACGCCGUACACCAGGCCUAGAGAGUUACCAGACAAAUGGCAGCACGACAUGUUUGAGGAGCAUGCUGCUGGGCCCAGAGGUAGAGGACCAGGAGCUGAAAGCAGAUCUGUACAAAGCGGUGGCAAGCUGCUGGUUUCCAACCUGGAUUUUGGCGUGUCUGAUUCGGAUAUCAAGGAACUGUUUGCAGAUUUUGGACCUUUAAAAAAAGCAUCUAUACACUAUGAUCGGUCAGGUCGCAGUAAAGGAACGGCAGAUGUUCACUUCGAAAAUACAGCCGACGCACUUAAAGCCAUGAAACAUUAUGACGGUGUUCCACUUGAUGGUCGCCCCAUGAAAAUCCAGCAAGUAACUACAUCAUCUGAGUCACAGAGUAGCCAGUCUACACAAAAGGGAUUUGACCGGAGCAGGCUUGGACAGCCAACGUUUGAAGUGAGGGAAAGAAAUGAAAGAAGGCAAGGUGGUGGUGGCAGUGGUUUCAGAGGUCGGGGGAGAGGCCGAGGCGGUGGCGGCAGCAGUAAACCACAACUUUCUGCAGAAGAGUUGGACGCCCAGCUGGAUGCUUACAAUGCUGCAUUUCAGAUGGACACCAGUUAAAAGCGCCAGAGGCUCCUGUCAACCUACCACCUACUCCCAAAAGCUGGAUAAUUAGAAUUGUAUUCUGGUUUAGAUCAUGUGUUUUGAAGCCAUUUAAAAUGUAUAGGCAAUUUUAUUGUGUGGACCAAUAUUUCUUUCAUACUGUCUUUUUUCGGCAGUUUUUCUUUCCUUUUUAAAUGCUCCUGUGCUGAAACAGUUGCCUUUGUUUUAUUUUUACCCAUGUUCACAUGACAUAGUAGUUGGGACAGACCUUUGAUGUGAAGUAAAAAUUUUAAAUGUUACUGUACAUAAGUUCUGUCUUUUGGUACUGUAAGUUUCACAAUGGAAUAUAUUUCUUAGGAUUUUAUACAUAAAUGCAUUAUGUUGCAUCGUC